UUCCGGAAGUGGCGCGGCGACCCUUCGCUUCAAACGGCCGCUCGAGCGUAGAGACGCGGCGAAAUGGCCGACGGUGUGGAUCACAUCGACAUCUACGCGGAUGUCGGCGAGGAGUUCAAUCAGGAGACUGAGUACAGUGGGCACGAUCAGAUAGAUUUAUAUGAUGAUGUCAUAUCACCAUCUGCCAAUAAUGGCGAUGCACCUGAGGAUCGUGAUUACAUGGAUAGUAUACCACAAUCUGUUUCGGAGGAUGGUGGCAAAACGUCCAACUCAUUGGGUCCAAAUAUUGUUUACACUUAUACGGGCAAGAGAAUAGCUCUGUAUAUUGGAAAUCUAACUUGGUGGACCACAGAUGAGGAUUUGACUGAAGCUCUGCAUUCAAUGGGCAUUACUGAUGUUCUGGAGAUAAAGUUUUUUGAAAAUCGAGCUAAUGGGCAGUCUAAAGGAUUUGCACUUAUUUGUGUGGGAUCUGAAAGUUCAUCCAAAAAACUGAUGGAUAUGCUUCCUAAACGAGAUAUGCAUGGACAGAAUCCUAUUGUCACACCCUGCAAUAAACAGUCACUGAGUCAAUUUGAAAUGCAGUCUCGGAAAUCUACUCAGUCUGGUCAAAUGUCUGGUGAGGGCAGGGCUGGGCCUCCAGGACUGAACAGUCGCUUAGCAUUUUCCCAAAGUGGAAGGGGACGCGGUCGCUUUCCACCCUCUGGCCCUGGUGGGGACAGAUUCCCAGGACCUUCUGGACCAGGAGGACCGCCUCCUUUCCCUGGCGAAUAUCAAAAUGAAAUUAGAAAAUACUGGAAAUACCCGGGAGGGCAAAUAGCAUCCAUGGAGAGAGGGCAAGGUCCGCCACGGCCACCUCCAGGUCCUCCUGGCCCACCAGGCCCACCAGGUCCGCCUCCACCUGGACAAGGUCUUCCUCCUCCAUUAGGUGGGCCACCAAAUCGUGGUGAUCGCCCUCCACCUCCAGUUCUGUUUCCAGGACAACCGUUUGGGCAACCGCCAAUGGGACCGCUCCCUCCUGGUCCUCCUCCACCUGUUCCAGGCUAUGGUCCUCCUCCAGGUCCCCCUCCUCCUCAGCAAGGACCUCCACCACCACCUGGUCCUUUUCCCCUACGUCCACCAGGCCCACUUGGCCCUCCUAUUAAUAUUGCUCCACCUCCACAUCUUCCUGGGCCCCCUCCAGGUGCACCUCCUCCAGCGCCUCAUGUAAAUCCUGCUUUCUUCCCACCACCGGCCAAUAAUAUAAUUCCUUCAUCUGACAGUCGUGGGCCUCCUCCAUCGGAUCCGUAUGGACGCCCCCCACCAUAUGACCGAGGAGACUAUGGACCUGCUGGCAGAGACAUGGAUUCUUCAAGGACUCCACUCAGUGAAGCAGAAUUUGAGGAAAUCAUGAAUCGAAACAGAGCGAUUUCCAGCAGUGCAAUAUCAAGGGCUGUGUCAGAUGCUAGUGCUGGUGACUAUGGAAGUGCUAUUGAAACUCUGGUUACUGCAAUUUCUUUGAUUAAGCAGUCUAAAGUAUCUGCUGAUGAUCGUUGCAAAGUUCUCAUAAGUUCACUGCAAGAUUGUCUUCAUGGGAUAGAAUCAAAAUCCUAUGGCUCUGGGUCAAGAAAACGAGAGCGAUCACGAGAGAGGGACCACAGCAGAUCAAGAGAGAAAAGCAGACGCCACAAAGAACGCUCGCGAAGUCGUGAUCGGCAUGAUGACUAUUACCGUGAACGAAGCAGGGAGCGGGAAAGGCAUCGUGAUCGAGAUAGAGACAGAGACAGAGAGCGGGACAGAGAACGGGAGUAUCGUCAUCGUUAAAAAAGGGAAGAACAAAAUCUACAUCAUGAAUUUUGACACAUUACAGCUGUCUGAAGAGAAACGUCUCCAGAUAAAAGAAACAACAAAGCUCUUCACGGAAAAGACUGCCCUUUAUCCAUCUUUGGAAUUUCAUGGUUGAACAGGAAUUCUCAGGCUACGUGGUUAAAUGGAGCAACAGUAACGAAUAAAGCAAAUCCACUGUAAUGGUAACUGAUUGCUCAAUAUUUUUUUUAUGUUGCUUGAUUAACCAUUUUAUUUGGACACAACCUGUGUGACUUAAAAGUUACUAAAAGCUUUGGCAACUCUUCGUAUUCUAAGCGUUAGACUACAUGACGUGUAAACAAUUAAAAGUCGUUAGCUUUACUGUUUUUAUAGUUCUUUCAUCUUGUUUUCAAAAUUGUUACAAAAAUGUUAAUGUUCAAAUAAUGACUGUAAGCAGCUCAGUUUCAGUUUAUCAAAAUAGAUGUACUAUUAGUGUUGUAAUAAACUGUUAAAUGGAUCCUAUGGUUGUGUAAAUUAUGCAAGUUCUCAUUCUGUUUCUUAAUGUUGAAUCAUUUUGGCUGUAUGUUGUGAUAUAUUAACUUGAUAAAUUCAAACGUGUAUAAUUUUCCCUUACAUUUCGCCCUUUAGUUAAAAUCCCAUUAUCGAUUUAAUAUAGAAGCAUCUUAAUGUUUUAAAAGACAUCCAGAUGUGGUUGAUUCAGAAUAUUUUAACAUAAGUUCUCUUCACACUGGGCAUAAAAAUCUCAGCAAUAUAAUCUGACAAACGCUACCUUUUUGUAGAAGAACAUUUCUGUUUUGUAUGUCAAACAUAGUAUUUGGAUUGAAAAUUUAAUUUUAGCAGAAGGACUUGUCCUGAUUUACAUUUUUAUAUGCCUCUAUUACCUCAUUUGAGGAGAGGCUUUGUUGUAAUUUAAUGCACACUAUUUAUUUGGGCCUGCCAAAUACUUAAGAUUUUUAGACUAAUUGAGCAGAUAAAAGACGAUCUCAAUACAGUUAGCAAAUAGAAGCCCAGGAUCUUUUUUCUUGUAAUGGAAAUUGAAAACUGUACUUGUUUUCAUUUGGUCUUGAGUUUGAAUUUUAAAAACUUCACAUUUCUACAUGCUGCAUUUUCCAUUUUGUGAAUAGAUUUCUCACUUUUGGUAGAAGAUGCAGUAUAUGUUCAGUAUUUUUCUAUAGUUCUGGUCUCAGAAAAUCAGCUGAAAUGGUAUCCAAAUACUUGGUCACAAGGGCAGUAUGUGUAGAUUGACUUUUGAUGGUUUUAAUGUUCUUGUACAUAUUCAGAACAAAGCAAGGAUAACUAACAGCUUUGACUGUCUGUAUAUUAGUGGUAUUUUUUGCACUGAAAAUUCAAAUGACAAAUAUAUGAAAGGCAACUAUUUGGCCAAAUGCAAAACUGUUUAAGAUGUUGAAGAAAGAUUUGGUGCCGAGGUGUGAUCGGUUGAAGUACAUGUCCGUUGAAAGAUGGUAUGUCAUGAGUUUUUAAAGUGAUGCAUUAAAAACACAAUUCGAUGGUGACUGUUUACGACAGUUAGUACUAUUUGACUUUCAAUUUGAGGCCCUUUUUGAGUUCUAAAGACCUCAACUGAGGCUUGGGACUUGGCUCAUUCCUUUUGAGAAUUUCUCCUCCUCUACAGAACAUAAUGCGCUUUAUAAUUUUAGCUUUAUAGGAAAUAUAAACAGAAUAUUUUCACCUAUCCCACAGAUUGUGUACCUCUUUUGGGCCAAUAACUAGCGGUAUUGAUGGUUUCUUUACAGUAGUUUGUUUUCCUUAAUGGUCUCCAAUAGUCAGGUUUACAUUUAGAUUUGCUCCCUCGCUGUUUGACAGUGCGAUGUUUGCAAGGGCAUGUGGUAGAAAAAUCCAGUUAUACUAUAUUUAAUCAUUACCUUUCAGAAUCUCUUUUAAUGAUUCCUCGCUGUAGUGAAUAGUUUAAGAUGGUUUUUCCUAGAACAGUCCCUUGAGUAAGGUUUACUUUCCAAUACCAGGUGUGUUUCCUUUCAGGCUAGGGUAACCGUUUUUUUUGGGUGUAGAUGGGAUGAGCGGGAAUAUGGUUGGCAGUAUUGUAAGAGAUGUGAUGAAAUGGAAGUAAGAGUUGACAUUCAUAUAAUUUUAACAAUUGCUUCAUUGUCUCUUGUAAUAAUGUGAAUGAUAUUAAUAUUGCAGAAGUCAGUGUCUACCAUAUUCUGUUUUCUUUAAAGAAGGUAACUUUUGUUCAGUAGCUGGAAUGCAUUUGGUCUGAAUUAGAAUUCGACAAAUGUAUGUUAUUAGUUGCAAACAUAGAACAUGUGCAUCAUGAAAGAGCUGUAUUAGGAAGCAGUAUAAUGUAUUUGUUUUUGUGAGAUGUU
Molecule: messenger RNA, 4145 nt
Organism: Amblyraja radiata (thorny skate)
Lineage: Eukaryota; Metazoa; Chordata; Chondrichthyes; Rajiformes; Rajidae
Gene: cpsf6
Product: cleavage and polyadenylation specific factor 6
Exons: 11
Coding region: 64-1800 (578 amino acids)
Molecular function (GO): RNA binding
Source: RefSeq, a predicted model, not a curated record